UACUACUACUACUACUACCUCGCAUCACAACUCAGACUCACCUCUCUCUCUUUCUUCGCUUUGCUUUAGCUCUCUUCUCUCUUCAAUAUAUAAGUUCUCAUCUCCCACAUAAACAUAUUUAUAACCUCUGUAAAUUUGUUAUCUGUCCAUUUUUGAGCUCUGAUUCAAGUUUCAGUUUCUGGGUUUUUUGUUCUUUCCUCUGCUUCAACUACCAGUCCUGCUUUGUUUUCAUUCAUUUCUGUUUUCUGGGUUUUUGUUUGAACUUUAAACAACCCUUUUGGGAGUUCUUUCUGAUUAUUUGCUCCAAAAAAGCCUUGAAAUUUGAGUCAAAGAUUCAUGCUUUCUGGGUUUCCUGUAGGAUUUUUUCCCCAGUAACCAAACAAGAAGAGAAAAUCAUCAGCACUAUGUUUGUUAAGGCCUCUCUCGCUCUGGCUCUGCUUCUGAUCUUCGCAAGCGCUUUUGUAUCUAUUGCUCGGAUUCACAGCCACGACAAUCACAGCCCCAAUGGCUCAACUCUCGCCGGCAUAGAGUUUCCGGAGCACAUGAGCUUCAAUGCUGUGUCCUCUUCAUCCCACACCGGCUGUUCCUUUGGAAAACCAGAGUCAACAACCACGGAAUCAGCGCCGAAUGAAGAAUCUGAUGACGGAGAAGAUGAGGAUGAAGCAGUUGGUCCCCAAAAACAUUCUGUGAAGCUCCACUUGAGGCACGAAAAGAACUCUGUUUUCGAGUCCACGACCAAAGACUUGACCAGAAUUCAAACCCUCCACACCAGAAUUGUCGAGAGAAAGAACCAGAACACCAUUUCAAGGCUACAUAAAGACAAGAAGGUCCACUUAAAGGAGGUUGUUGUUGUGGCUCCGGCAGCCUCAUCGGAGUCUUAUGUCAGCGCCAGCGAGCUUUCAGGCCAGCUGGAGGCGACGUUGAAGUCCGGGGUGAGUCUUGGCUCUGGAGAGUACUUCAUGGAUGUUUUCAUUGGUACACCUCCUAAACACUUUUCUUUGAUACUUGAUACUGGUAGUGACCUCAAUUGGAUUCAAUGUGCACCUUGCUAUGAUUGUUUUGAGCAAAACGGACCGCAUUAUGAUCCGAAAGACUCAACUUCAUUUAGCAACAUAGGCUGCCAUGAUCCCAAGUGUCAGUUGGUUUCGUCUCCUGACCCUCCUCAGCCUUGCAAAGCUGAGAACCAAACAUGUCCUUAUUUCUAUUGGUAUGGGGAUAGUUCUAACACAACUGGGGAUUUUGCUCUCGAAACUUUUACUGUUAAUCUUACAUCUCCCACUGGGAAGGCUGAGUAUCGAAAAGUAGAGAAUGUGAUGUUUGGAUGUGGCCAUUGGAAUAGAGGCUUGUUUCAUGGGGCUGCAGGGUUGUUGGGACUAGGGAGAGGGCCUCUCUCCUUUGCUUCUCAGCUUCAAUCACUGUAUGGUCAUUCGUUUUCGUAUUGUCUUGUUGAUAGAAACAGCGAUACGGAUGUUAGCAGCAAGUUGAUAUUUGGGGAGGACAAGGCCUUACUGAGCCACCCAAAAUUGAAUUACACAUCCUUGGUUGCUGGCAAAGAUAACCCUGUUGAUACAUUUUACUAUGUUCAGAUCAAAUCUAUCCUAGUCGGAGGAGAAGUGGUGAAAAUACCGGAGGAGACUUGGAAUUUGUCCUCGGAGGGGGCUGGAGGUACAAUCAUUGAUUCAGGUACUACAUUGAGUUACUUUGCGGAUCCUGCCUAUGAGAUGAUUAAGGAGGCAUUUUUGAAGAAGGUUAAAGGGUAUCCCGUAGUGAAGGACUUUCCGGUUUUGGAUCCUUGUUACAAUGUGUCUGGAGUUGAGAAAUUGGAGCUACCAAAAUUUGCAAUUGUGUUUGCAGAUGGAGCUGUUUGGGAUUUCCCACUUGAGAACUACUUCAUCCAGAUUGAACCUCAAGAGGUUGUUUGCUUAGCUAUUUUGGGGACUCCUAAAUCUGCUCUUUCGAUUAUUGGUAACUAUCAGCAGCAGAAUUUCCACAUCCUCUAUGACACAAAGAAGUCUAGGCUGGGAUAUGCACCAAUGAAAUGUGCUGAUGUUUAACAAACUUUGCUAGAAGGUGGAGAAAAUUUGUAAACAUGGUAGUCUGGGAGGGACAAUUUUUUCUCUUCUUUUUAGUCUUUUUUCCUCUUACUGAAAAGGAUCAGAGGUAACCAUACAGAAAUUAGAUUCAUUGUUUUUCCUUUCUUUAUUUUAGACAGGAUCAUAAUCUGUACUGAAAUCAGAAGUAUUAAUGCAUUUUGUACACAUUUUAUACUG
Molecule: messenger RNA, 2270 nt
Organism: Rosa rugosa (rugosa rose)
Lineage: Eukaryota; Viridiplantae; Streptophyta; Magnoliopsida; Rosales; Rosaceae
Product: aspartyl protease family protein 2-like
Exons: 1
Coding region: 405-2054 (549 amino acids)
Biological process (GO): proteolysis
Molecular function (GO): aspartic-type endopeptidase activity
Source: RefSeq, a predicted model, not a curated record